AUGGCGCCGGACAGCGAGCAAGAACAGCACCCACAACAGCCGGCGCAGGCGGAGCAACCACCAGAACCCUCGCGCAAUGGCAACGCCGACAGCAACCAGACGGGUGAAAGCGCCGAUGAACCCCCAAGCCCGACGCCCAUAAACGACACAACCCAAACCGCACCCGCGCGCACUUCCCUCUUCCCCUCCUACGACGACGACACCGCCUCGAUCCCCAGCGACGCCUCCCCAUCCACCGACGAAGGAGAAGGAGAAGGAGGAAAAGUAGUAUCACCCAGCGCCUCGAUCCCCCCAUACUGGUCCAGCGCGCGCGCCGCCGAACAACACCUCCAAAGCCACCCACUCGGACCGCACGGCCACGGCCCAGGCCACGCGCGCGGCGCCUCCAGCGCGUCGGCCGAAUCGGUGCUGCCGCCGGGGGCGAUCACGCUGCAGGAUAACGAGGGGGAUGACGACGAUGAUGAUAAUACGAAUAAUAGGAAUGGCAACGGCAACGGGAACGGGGAGCAUGCUGGGCGGCGGAGCAAUAGCAGCGAACUGUACGGGCGCGAACGCAACCGGGCGUGCUGGGCGCGCAGCGUGCAGGUGACGGACCAUGUGCUAGUAAACGGGAGCACGAUGAGUAUUGGGGCGUUUGUGGUGUGGAAUAUUCGGGUCGAGGCGUUGAAUGUAGGUGUCCCCCUCCCUUCCCCCCUCGCAUCGCCGAGGGAAGAAAAGCCGAGGGACGAGAGAUGGAGAACAAGCAGCAGAGCAGGAUCUGACAUUGCUCCCACACAGGGCUCCCGCAUGAACAUCCGCAAGCGCUACUCCGAGUUUGACGACCUCCGCCGGCGGCUAGUCCAGACCUUCCCCAGCUUCGAGGCGGCCGUGCCGGCGCUGCCGCCCAAGAGCGUGCUGAAGCGCUUUCACCCGCGCUUCCUCGAGAAGCGGCGGGCCGGGCUGCAGUAUUUCUUGAACUGUAUCCUGCUCAACCCGGAGUUCUCGGGGUCGCCCGUCCUGAAGGAGUUUCUCUUCUCAUGA
This is a messenger RNA of Chaetomium globosum CBS 148.51, 1020 nucleotides long. RefSeq lists its product as uncharacterized. Gene Ontology annotation, molecular function: phosphatidylinositol-3-phosphate binding. The coding region runs from base 1 to 1020 and encodes 339 amino acids. The transcript has 2 exons. Lineage: Eukaryota; Fungi; Ascomycota; Sordariomycetes; Sordariales; Chaetomiaceae. Gene Ontology annotation, cellular component: endosome. The record is from RefSeq and is a predicted model, not a curated record.